Phytophthora megakarya is the source of this 2631-nucleotide messenger RNA. The record is from the annotation of a GenBank genome assembly. Lineage: Eukaryota; Oomycota; Peronosporomycetes; Peronosporales; Peronosporaceae.
AUGCUCAUCAAAGAGCUGCUGUCGGCGACGAUCAUUGCUCCAUCAAUCUCACCUUGGGCGUCACCAAUAGUGGUCAUCAUCAAGGCCAACGGCGUGGAUAUCCGCCUCUGCAUCGAUUACCAAGUGGUAAACCGCAUGACAAGGCUGACGGUGUACCCGAUGCCGCUGAUCAACGAUCUCCUCGAGGACUUGGACAAGGUGCUUUGGUAUUGUUCCCUCGACAUGGCGAGUGGAUUCUGGGUCGUGUCCAUGACGCCGCGGGCGAGACUGAUCUCAGCAUUCAUCACGCCAUUCGGGUUAUUCGAGUGGGCGAGGAUGCCGUUCGGUCUGAAGAACGCUCCACAGAUCUACCAGCGGAUCGUAGACAACGCCCUAUAUGGGCACAUGCGCAUUAAGCCUGGCCAAGACAAGACAGUCGAUGUGUUCGAGGAGGGAGAGCCCGAACCAGAACCCAAACCGUCGGUCUUGGGACGGCGAUCGUACGUCGACGACAUUCUCGUGAGUGGAGACACGUGGGACAGCAUGUGCAACAAGGUCAAAAAUCUGCUGGACGUAUGCGAACGCUGGAACCUAUCGAUCAGUGUAGCAAAAAGCCACUGGGGCAGGCGCAAAGUGACCUACCUGGGACACCAAGUGUCGACAGACGGGUGGGAAGCGAAGCCGAAGGACCUCGAAGCCUUCUCGAAUCUCCCUUUCCCCACCAAGCUGAAGUCAAUGCAGUCAUUCCUUGGAAGCCUGAAUUACUACAGCCGCUUCAUCGAAGACUUUGCAGUCUAUGCAGCGAUCUUGUACGAGCUUCGGGAAUCGACCGAAGAACCGGAGGAAGGGACAGCACUGGCGGACGAGGAACGCGAUCGCUGGACACGAGCAAUGAAUGUGUUCACCAAACUCAAAGCGAAGAUCAUCUCCACCCCGAUCUUGAAGCACUUCGAUCCGGGGCGGGCGCCAGUCAUAGUCCUCUAUGCUAACAAGUGGGCGAUCUCGGCGGCAUUAAUGCAGAAACACGGCGGCGUGUAUUGGCCAGUGACCUUCACCAGUCGGACGCUGAAGGCCAACGAGUUGAACUAUGGGAUCGUAGAUAAGGAGGUCCUGGCUUUUCUUCGCACGUUAGACGUCUGCUACUCGCAAUUGGUCACCAGAUCGAUCAAGGUGCUAUCGCGUUUCUCCACGCUAGCCUGGCUCCUGAAGUCGAGUGGGCUAGACGGGCGUUUGGGCAGGUGGGCCGCAUUGUUGUCUGGCUGGACACUGGAAAUCACGAAGUGUUCCAAAGGCGAAGAGGAAAUCCUAGGCGCGAUCGCUGCGAGCAUCACCCCUCCGGCGGAAGUUGACGAAGCCCUAAUGGCAAUAGCCCCGAAGAAGCAACCCCGGAAGAUGAUCGCCAUGACUCCUCCAAACGUAGAACCGGAGGAGAGUCUGUUGGUGGCGAGUUUCGAUGGAUCGGCACGAGUGAAGCAUGCAGGAGGCGCAUACAGCGCGAUCCUCUGGAAACUUCCCGAGUGGACGAUCCUCGAAGCGAAGUCCGAACACCAGCCUGAUUUGACAGUGAACGAGGCGGAGUAUAGGGAACUGCUACUGUGUUUCAAUCUCCUCUCGACUCAAGCCAGGGGACGAGUCGUGUUCUGUGGUGACUCCAACUUGGUGAUCCGCCAGAUGAGAGGCGAGAUCGACUGUAAGGCGCCAGGUCUGCAGCUGUUACGCCAGAAGACGUUGAACCAACUGCGAUCUUGGCCAAAGUACGACUUCGUACACGUGAAGCGAGAGUGGAACCAAAGUGUCGACAAGCUCGCCAGUGCCGCCUUACAGCGUGAAGAAGGCGAGAUCGUGACAGCCGAGGAAGAACGGCAGGAUUUGAUCACGCUGAACAGAUUACAUGAAAUACUGCAACCAAGGUCAGCCAGAUCAGUGACUCACGUGAAUGCGAUCACUCGAUGUGUACGCCGGACUCCACCACCAGCAGCGAUGGAUGAAUCUAUUGUACGACGUAUAAGGAGUCAGCGGAUCAAGCAAGCACAAGACGAAGAGAAGUGGAUCGUGGAUCUAAAGGCGUACCUGAACGGGGACCUGAAUGGUCUGUCGAAGGAGGAAGCGAAGGCGUGUUCAAAGAUCGCCGCAACAUAUGAAGUCGACAAAGACGGACUGUUGUUUUAUUGCCCGAGGACUCUGACACGAGACGAAGAUCGCGAUGAUGUCGUCAGACUGGUGAUGCCGGAGAGCUUGCAACAGGAUUUCCUCCAUCAUUACCACACGAGCCUGGAAGGAGGCCAUCAGGGUGUUGGGAGGACAUACCGUAGAAUCCGGACGCAUUUUCACUGGAGAAAUCUGUACCGAAGUGUCCAGCGCUAUGUAGGGGAAUGCACAGAUUGUGAGACCGGGAAAGGGAAACCAACAGAUCAAGGAAGAUCGCCGGGGAAUGUGCAAGAUACGUACCCGUUCCAGGUCAUAUCCAUGGACCACAUCCCGUCGCUACCGAAGUCUUUUAAGGGGAACACGGAGUUACUGAUCUGGGCUGAUCUGUUCACUGGAUAUGUGAUCGCCAAAAGAUCGCCAAGGCUGGAUCAUCGCGGGGAGCCCAAGUGGUGGCGGAAAACUACGAGGAAUGUGUCUUCAGGUGGUUCGGUGCAAGUGAAGUAA